AAGCAUGGUGAGAGUGGCAACCCGGACGGUCAUGCAUACUCGAGCAGCUCUGGUGGCUCCAACAGACAAGCUGGCCCUACUCGGCCCGUCAUUAGACCUUCCUCGAACCCAGCCAGCCGCGUGAAGACUCCUGAGCAGCAAGAUGCAAGCCCCAGUCGGGUCGACUCGCCCUUUGCACCGGAGAUGCCUACCAGCGAGCAAUCAUCCUUCACAUUAAACGGUCAUCAGAUCAGUGAGAUGUUCAAGGCUCGAUCGAGCGCGACUGCCAGCCCACCAAAACCGUCGACACCAGUCUCUCCAGCCACCAGGAUCGACAGCCCUCGUCAACCUUCUAACCACCAAAAUGCAUCAAGCAGGCCUCUUACGCGCAAUACUAGAGGGCAAUGGGAUUUGGAGCAGGAGUUCAAAGUGAAGAUUUUUGGUAUACCCAAGCAGUACUGGACCAAAGAUAUCUACUUCGCCACGUCCAGGUUCGGUACCGUGACAAGGAUCGAAAUGGAACUUCUCAGCCGAGACAACAAUGCAUGGGUGACCUUACAAUCUCCUCUGAACAGCUUGCCUUCUCAGCUUCGCAUCGGCCCAGACUUCGUGCGCUGCGAGAAACGCACAGCAUGCACGAAACCCAUUCCUAGCCCUGUGGAUCCAACCACCCAGUAUCAGGAGUUCAACAUCCUUUUUGCCAACUCGCUCAGCUUUGGUGUACAGACUGGAGAGAUGAGCCUGGUCAACAUGCACGAAGUGGACACUAUCGGCAGGGUCCAGAUCAUGUUGAAUCUAAGACGAAAAGAGCUUGAGAUUCAAUUUCCUUUGACGAUCGAUGAUGAAACCCACCAAUUCUGCUUCCUAUUGCCGAUCUCUCAACUUUCUUACAUUCACAAGACACAGGAUGGAAGUGGCUCAUCUGCCUUGAUCAUUCCAUUUGACCGUCCGCCCCACUUCUUUGUCCAGAAGAAGCCAACGAUGAGCGAUGAUACUCCGUUUCCCACGAAAGAGCGCGUCUGGAAUAUUUGGAGCACUUUUUUCCGCAAAACCGAUGUGGUCGAUAGCUGCACAAGGGAAAAGAUGCAAGUGCAGCCUUUGAUGGAUCACAAGGGUUCGGCAAUCAUCGACAUAGGUCACUGGACUAUCUAUCGCCUGUCAUUCGACAAUGGCACAUUGCCUGGACCCAAGUUCAAGGAGUUUCGUAGUGCGCUUGUUGACUUUGGAGUCACGUUCCAGGACUGCGACCAGUUCACCAUAUCCUCAGGGCAUCCGUCGUCUCUCUCGAACAUGCUAGGUGAAGAGUUCACGGGCACACAUUCGCAUCUCAAGGCUUCGCACAAGACCUCUUUCUUCGAAGAUUUUGCUGUCGAUCAAGUCCACCUAACGUUUCCUGUACGCUAUCAGCUUGAAGCAUGCCUGUCGAAUGGUUAUAUCAAAGAGAGCAGUGUGACUCGCGACUUCCUCACGAAGCUGGCAUCCAUGGAUGCUCGUCGGGCCAUUCACAUCCUCGAAAAGGUGGUUGACAAGCAGUACGUCUACUACGACCCCAUGGACAUCUUCAAAAUUCGCUUGAAGAUCACAUCGCAGAGGUCGAUUCCCAAACACUGUGUGAUGGAGCGAUCCGUCAACAUCACGCCAACCAUGAUGCAUGUCGCAUCACCAACCAUGGAGGUCUCCAACAGGAUCACUCGCCAAUACGUUGCGGACGCCGACAGGUUCAUCCGCGUCAAGUUUUCUGACGAGAAGGGCGAAGGUGCGAUAAGGAACAUCUCCGGCGACAGAGCCGGUGAGCUCUUCAAUCGAGUCAGUCGUGCCAUGAGAAAUGGCAUCGUCGUCGCUGGGCGAUAUUACGAGUUUCUUGCUUUUGGAAACUCACAGUUUCGUGAGCACGGUGCUUACUUUUACGCACCGACGUCCACCAAGUCAGCGCACGACAUCCGUGUGACUUUGGGUCAGUUCGACCAUAUCAAAACUGUCGCCAAGUACGGUGCUCGGCUGGGACAGUGCUUCUCCACCACUCGCGCCAUGCAAACAACUGUUAAUGUACACAAGAUUCCUGACAUCGAGCGGAAUGGCUACACCUUUACCGAUGGAGUGGGGAAACUUUCUCUUUUCCUGGCUCAAAUGGCUGCGCAAGACCUUGGCCUAUAUAACGCUUUCGACGAUCCGCCAUCCUUGUAUCAGUUCCGUCUGGGCGGUUGCAAAGGUGUGCUUGCACUUGAUCCAGCCAUCACAAAGAAAGAGGUUCACAUUCGCCCAAGUCAAUUCAAGUUCGAGGCUCCAUAUACCGGCCUCGAGAUCAUUCGCUGCUCAUCUCUUGCCACGCCGUUCUUAAACCGACAGAUCAUUGUCAUAUUGUCAGAUCUGGGUGUGCCCGACGACGUCUUCAUCCGGAAGCAGCAACAAAUGGUGAAUGCUUAUGAGCUGGCCAUGACGGACAAGACAGAAGCUUUGAACUGUCUUCUGAAACACAUCGACAUGAACCAGACAACUUUAACGAUGGCCAGCAUGGUCUUGGAAGGAUUUCUGGACACCCAAGAGCCGUUCAUGAUGUCUCUCCUGAACCUCUGGCGAGCUAGCGCCAUCAAGGAGCUGAAGAAGAAAGCUCGAAUUGCUAUCGACGAAGGCGCUUUCGUGCUUGGCUGUGUCGACGAAUCCGGUACAUUGCGAGGCCAUCGUGAUGAACCACAGUCACGGCUUGAUGCAACCAGGGAAGAGAAGAUCAGCACUCUGCCGGAGAUCUUCAUUCAAGUUGACGAUACCAGCCGGAAAGGCCACUACAAGGUUAUUGAGGGCAUCUGCGUACUCGCGCGCAAUCCAUCUUUGCACCCUGGGGACAUCCGUGUCGUUCGUGCAGUCGAUGUUCCAGCUCUGCACCACCAUAAGAACGUUGUCGUACUCCCACAGACAGGCGACCGCGAUCUCGCCAACAUGUGCUCGGGCGGUGACCUCGAUGGCGAUGACUACAUGGUUUUAUGGGACCAGAACUUGAUACCGAAGAUUGUUGAUCCCAUUGACAUAUCGGAGGUUGGCGACUUCUUCGUCACGUAUAUGAAGAACGACUCGCUUGGUCAGAUCGCUCACGCGCACCUGGCACAAGCUGAUGAUCAACCCUCUGGUGUCGACAGCAAUAUCUGCCUGGAACUGGCGAAGCUACAUUCUCAAGCAGUGGACUACUCCAAGAGCGGUAUCCCAGCUAUCAUGGAACAUACACUGAGACCGAUGAAAUGGCCUCAUUUCAUGGAGAAGAGACACCUACCCACAAACCGGAUCUACCAGUCCAAGAACAUCUUGGGUAUGUUGUAUGAUCAAGUGCAGCUUGUCGAUUUCACCCCCACAGAGGAAUAUAAUUUUGAUCAGCGAAUCCUCGACGCUAUUGUUUCCGACAAGCCUCUGCUAGAGAAGGCAGCGCAUAUCAAAGCAAACUACGAUAACGACCUGAAGAGGUUGAUGGCGAAGCACGGUAUCCAGACUGAGUUUGAAGCCUGGUCCGUUUUCGUGCUGGCGCAUAACAAAGAGACUCGAGACUACAAAUUUGCAGAAGAGUUCGGUCGGACUAUUGGAGUCCUGAAAGCACAGUACCGAGAAACCUGCAUCACCGCCGCUGGAGCGAAGAGCAUCGCCGACUGGGAGCAUAUGGGUCCGUUCGUCGCCGCUAUGUACUCUGUAAGCGCGCAACAGACGAGGGAAGCACUCAAGGAAUGCAAUACGAAGACCGUUCGAGGCCAGCAGGCAGCUGUGCGCGGGAUGGACACGGAGAACAUGCCCUUGAUGUCCUUCCCGUGGUUAUUCCACAAGGAGCUGGGAAAACUGGCAACCGGAAACAAGGCGAAGCCUGAGUUCGAGACGAUUCAACUAAAGCGCCAACAAAGGCAUCGCACCAAUAACGCGAGAGAGACAGAAGUCGAGCCAGGCACGGUGGAGACUGCUGAAGGUAUUACGCGAUUUGGAGAGAUGUUGAAUCUGGACUUC
Molecule: messenger RNA, 3954 nt
Organism: Macroventuria anomochaeta
Lineage: Eukaryota; Fungi; Ascomycota; Dothideomycetes; Pleosporales; Didymellaceae
Product: RdRP-domain-containing protein
Exons: 4
Biological process (GO): siRNA processing
Cellular component (GO): nuclear RNA-directed RNA polymerase complex
Molecular function (GO): RNA-directed RNA polymerase activity
Source: RefSeq, a predicted model, not a curated record